UUAUGGCUAACAUACCAUAGCAAUAAUAUUCAACACCAUCAAAUUUACCUUCAUAAAAUAGAGAUCAAUCCACUUAUUAAUAACCUACAUUAGGAUAAUAAUAAGUUCCAUAGAGUAUUUAUCAACCUCAACAAUCUGGUGAGAAAGGAUUACAAUACUUGCCUCAACAAACAGGUAUUUUACCAUAAAAUGUAUAAACACAACAAUUAUAUGGACAACCACAAGUUGGAAUAAUAGGAUAAUAAUUCACUCAACAACCAAUAUUUGGCCAAUCAUAAAUUUAACAACUACCCUAAUAAACAGUUGAAACUUAAUAAGGUCAAGUAGUAAAGGGAUAAUCAAGAAUUGAAUACAUUCCAUAUGAGAGAACAAUAACUGAAUAUGAAGAAGUGAGAAGACAAGUGCAAGUACCCAUCACAAAAUAAGUCACUGAUUAUUAUGCAGUGCAAUAUGACAUUGAAUAUAUACCUUAAGUCAUUCAAGAGAAAUAGAUAGAAUAUGUCCCAGUUGAAAGAGUAGCAGAAAGAACUGAAUAUUACACAGUUGAAAGAUAGAAUGUUGUAUAAUAAGUAUGAAUCAAUAUUUAUAUUUAGCCAAUUGGAUAUUAAUCAUCACAAGUCCAAACAUCAGCUACCUAUGCACCAGUACAAACUCAAUAAGUAACUCAAUAAUAUACAUAAUAUGUCUAACCUUAACAAUAAACUAUUGCAUAUUAAUAGCCACUUCAAAUUUAAUAGUAAUAUCAAACAAGAGAAGUAAUUCAACAACCAAUUGUUUAAUAAUAAUCUUAUUUACAAUAAAGAGAAAUAUUACCAUAAUAAUAAGUCUAAGUCCAAUAAUCAGUAGCAUUGUAACCAACCAUCCCAACUACUCAGUAUUUACCAUAAUAAUAAUAUCAAACUAUUUAAACAACACAACCCUAAUUAUAAAUAGCUUAAGUAAUUUUAUUCUUAUAUUAUUAAUAGACUGUUCCUUUGAAUUAUGGUUAAUAAAUCUAAACUAUUUAAACUCAAUAAUAACCUAUCGUCACAUCACCUGCCUAAGCAACAACCCAAAUUAAUCAAGGAUAUUCCAUUCCUGUUACCUAAACAUAAGCUCCUUAAUAUUCAGUUUAUGGACAACAAUCCCUUGGUCCUCAAUAGCCUAAAGCAUAAUAGUCUUUAACUCAAACUACACAAUAUAAUCCUUAAUUGUAAUAGACUGUUGCACCUGCAUAAGUAUCUAUUAUAAAUUAUACAUUAGUUUGUUUAAUCAGUACCCUAGUAAUAAUAAUAACAAUCAAUUCCAUAAGAUAUGGGAAGAACAAGACCAUAUCAAUAAGGUUAAUUGCCUUAAUAACCAUCCCAACCUUAAUAGAGUGGCACUGCUUAGAAAUAAAAUAAAGAAAAAUCAUUCUUGGAGAAAUUGUUCGAUUGAUU
This is a messenger RNA of Paramecium pentaurelia, 1418 nucleotides long. The record is from the annotation of a GenBank genome assembly. NCBI's taxonomy places the organism in Eukaryota, Ciliophora, Oligohymenophorea, Peniculida, Parameciidae.